Molecule: messenger RNA, 1047 nt
Organism: Neogale vison (American mink)
Lineage: Eukaryota; Metazoa; Chordata; Mammalia; Carnivora; Mustelidae
Product: ribose-phosphate pyrophosphokinase 1-like
Exons: 1
Coding region: 91-1047 (318 amino acids)
Biological process (GO): ribonucleoside monophosphate biosynthetic process; 5-phosphoribose 1-diphosphate biosynthetic process; purine nucleotide biosynthetic process
Cellular component (GO): ribose phosphate diphosphokinase complex; cytoplasm
Molecular function (GO): magnesium ion binding; ribose phosphate diphosphokinase activity; ATP binding
Source: RefSeq, a predicted model, not a curated record
GUUAGCACUGAGUCUCUUGGCCGACUUCGGGUCCCGUCUCGGCAGCAGCAGUGAUCGCUGGGCGGAGAGUGCCUAGGGUAGUGAGCCAAGAUGCCGAAUAUUAAAAUCUUCAGCGGCAGCUCCCACCAGGACUUAUCCCAGAAAAUUGCUGACCGCCUGGGCCUGGGACUAGGCAAGGUGGUGACUAAGAAAUUCAGUAAUCAAGAGACCUGUGUGGAGAUUGGAGAAAGCGUACGUGGAGAGGAUGUCUACAUUGUUCAGAGUGGUUGUGGCGAAAUCAAUGACAAUCUAAUGGAGCUUUUGAUCAUGAUUAAUGCCUGCAAGAUUGCCUCAGCCAGCCGGGUUACUGCAGUCAUCCCAUGCUUCCCUUAUGCCCGACAGGAUAAAAAGGAUAAGAGCCGGGCUCCAAUCUCAGCCAAGCUGGUGGCAAAUAUGCUGUCUGUAGCAGGCGCGGAUCAUAUUAUCACCAUGGACCUGCAUGCUUCUCAGAUUCAGGGCUUUUUUGAUAUCCCCGUGGACAAUUUGUAUGCCGAGCCAGCUGUCCUGAAAUGGAUAAGGGAGGACAUCUCUGAGUGGAGGAACUGUACUAUUGUCUCACCUGAUGCUGGUGUAGCGAAGAGAGUGACCUCCAUUGCCGAUCGGUUGAAUGUGGACUUCGCUCUGAUUCACAAAGAACGGAAGAACGCUAACGAAGUAGACCGCAUGGUGCUGGUGGGAGACGUGAAGGACCGGGUGGCCAUCCUAGUGGAUGACAUGGCUGACACCUGUGGCACAAUCUGCCAUGCUGCUGACAAACUUCUCUCAGCUGGAGCCACCAGAGUUUAUGCAAUUUUGACUCACAGAAUCUUUUCUGGCCCAGCCAUUUCUCGCAUUAACAACGCAUGCUUUGAAGCAGUAGUUGUCACCAACACCAUACCUCAGGAGGAUAAGAUGAAGCAUUGCUCCAAAAUACAGGUGAUCGACAUCUCCAUGAUCCUGGCAGAAGCCAUUAGGAGAACUCACAACGGGGAAUCCGUUUCCUACCCGUUCAGCCAUGUCCCUUUAUAA